AUGGCCAGUCUCAAACACCGCCACGCCGAACUGAGAAGUACCAUAUUCACCGUGUGCCUCUGUUUCGGCCUCCUCCUCUCCACCAACCGUGUUACUGCUGUGCGCGACGCUACGACAGCACAGCAUUUCGCCGGUUUACGCGACAAUCUCCUCGGAUCCACACCAGGAAUUGUUACCGUUACUAGUAAUCACGGAACCGAGAGUAAUCCGUCGUUAGAAUCCGCGGUUCGUGAAGCCGUUGCAGCUGACGCAGAAGCCGCAAAAGCUCUAGCGGAGUACGAAGAUGCGAAGAAGUUUCUCGAAGAAAAGAAGAUGGACGCGGAGGGAUUGAGCGCGGAAGUGUCUAGAGUGCGCCUGCAGGCGGAGGAAAUGGCUCUCGACUGCGCCGUAAUGACCGCGGACGUCGAGGAAUUAGCGCAGCUGGCGCGAAAACGCUCCGCGGACCUGAAGCGCGCGGAAGAGGUGGCGGAAAAGGCUGGAGCAUUAGCGGCAGGCAAGCGGAAGGUGGCGGACGAAGCUUCCGCAUCCGAGCGCGCAGAAGCGGUGCGAAAAGCGGAGGAGGCGGAAGCAAUGGCGGAAGAAGCCAAGGAGGACGCACAGGAUCUGUGGGAAGCGUACUCGCGGGAAGAAUCCGACGUGGAACUUUCUGUGGUUGAUAUUGAAUCGGAGGAGACUAAUAUCAAGGAUUUAAAUGCCGCAGCAUCUCGCCUUGAGGAGGAAUAUCGGAAGAGUGUGACUGCAGUGGAGGUCGCUAAAGCGAAGGUGGCGGAACUGAAGGUUCUGGCGGAGGAGAAGGUGGCGCUUGCGAAAGCAAUGCGAGCUGCUCUGAGGAAAGGCGGAAAGGGGAACAGCCGAGAUGAAACGACAGCCACCCAAUAG
This is a messenger RNA of Closterium sp. Yama58-4, 879 nucleotides long. The record is from the annotation of a GenBank genome assembly. NCBI's taxonomy places the organism in Eukaryota, Viridiplantae, Streptophyta, Zygnematophyceae, Desmidiales, Closteriaceae.